ACUAUAUGUAUUUUGGCGGCAAAAUAAUCUUUGUCACAAAAUAAUAAUGUUUUGUUGUCAGUCGUGUUCAUAUUUUCCGUAUUGGAUUUCUUCUUUUUACACAGUAGACAAUCGUCGGUCGAAGCGUUUCGUUAUAGUUAAAAAACUACACCAGUGAUCUAAAAUAGUACAAUGAAUGUAUCUAUCUAGUUAAUAAGCAGUCGUAGUGGAAGUUUUGCCGUUUUGAGUCUUUCCUGUUUCUUAUUAAAAAUCCGUUCUCAAAACGUAAGUACCUACAAUUUUAAUUUACUUUUAUUUACCAGACGUUGUUCUCACUGCCGUCUAUUUGACCGUAUUAUAUUAAAUUCACAUACAAAUUACAUUAUUUCAUAUGUUUUCGAUAGUUUUGUUGAAUUUAAAUCACGUUUACUUAAUAGACUCUAAGUGUUUGUAAUAAAAAAUAAUAAUUAUGUAGAUAACGCAAUAAAAUAAUAAUUUUUAAGGUACCUUUUAAUUUUAAAAACAAAAUUAUUUAUCUUCAAAUUUUUGUUAUAAUAAUAAUGAUGGGUAAGGUAUUCCUUAAAUAUUUCAAUAUACAAACACUAGGUACCUACUAAAAUUAUAUACUUGGCCAAUAUGACUGCUAUAGUAAGUUGUUUGUUUUUUUAGAUAACUAAGAUAACGUCUUCUCCAACGCUUUCAUCUGAACUUGACAAUAUUUAAAUCUUCAUAUACUCUAUUAAACUAAUAUAUAAUCUCAGAACUACUUUUCUUAUUAAUGCCCAUAUAAAAACCUCUCUCGACACUGUUAUAAGCAUAGACACCGACUGCAUGGGUGCUCGAAUGCCGCAGCUCCCAUUGAAAAGAUUGAGUUUCCCAAACUGUUUUUACAGAAUAAUAUAAUUGAGAUUCAAGAACAUUGUUAAUAAUGAAAUUGUAAUGAGUAAAGUUAGACAAAAUACAUAUUCUUUAAAUUAAUGUGAUAUUAUUUAAGUUAAAUAAAAAGUAAAUUAAUAUUUUUAAUUCAUUUUGUGUUAUAUUAUAGGUAAUACUUAUUUUAUCAUAUUUUACAUAUUUGAAACAGUUUAAACUAAGACUCCUAAGUGACAAAAAAUCUGAGGGGGAACUGUUAUCAAUAAAACAUUCUGAGUGUUCCCCUGAAUUGUUUAUUGCAAAAAAAAUUCAAGAAGAGACAGUUAAAAUUUGGACAUAAGUACCCCUUCCUGUGUCUCUCUACCCUUUAAUUACAUAUUUAAAUUAUUUUGAAUGGCAAAAGUUAAGGCUAAAAAGUAGUAAGUUCGGCCCCCCUUGACAUUUUCAAAACCUGGCGCCUACGGUUAUAAGCCUUCUCUAAAUCUGUUUCACACAAAACACCGGUUUCAUUUUCAAUAAUACCCAGUAUAAAACCAAACUGGUACUAAGAUUUCAUAGAUAUCUAUGUAAAUUUUAAUUAUUUCUAAUAAAAUUUUUAGAAGAUCCUACCUACUAUAUUAAUUAACAAAGUUUGUGGAAAAUGGAAUGUUUUAAUCGAAUGCAAAAUUUUUAACUAUGGUGUGACUGACAUCAGAUUAAUUAUACUAUAUGUUUAUAAUAAUGUAUGUCCUUUAUUUUUGGUUGUUUAUUUUAUAUUUAUUACAGUAAAACCUCGAUUAUCCACCACUCUCUCAUCUGUUAACUUCUGUUAUGCAUCACCCAUCAUUAUAUUUAUGUAUACAUAAAUAGUAAUGUUACCAAAAAAAUUAAAAAACUAAUCUAUGAAAGAAGUAUAAUUAGUUUAGGUAAAUGAACAAAAAUUACUUAUUUUUCUAAAUAUACUAAUUUGUUUGAUAUAAAAAUUGUUGUAUAACAACUAUAAUUUAUAAAUAUAAAAAUAUAUUUUUUCUUUUAUCUGUCUAAUUUGAUUAUCCGUCACCUUGGUCUUGUUGCUGACAGAUAAUCAAGGUUUUACUGUAUUCAUAUUCCACAUUUUUAAUUAGGCUUAUUUGCCUUAUUUUUAUUUUUAUUUUUCAAUAGUUAUUCCAUAAAUAUAGUUAAAAGUAUGUACCUACUUUCCUAAUUAUAUUAAUGUUCAGCGAUCUUUACUUAAUGAUCAUAUUUAAAUUAAGUACAUUUUUUUUAUUUGUGUCUUAAUAUUAUUUUAUAAAGAAGUAGUAUUAUCCAAAAGUAAAAUACAUUAAUGUACAGUUGACGUAGAUUUUCAUAUUUAUAUGCAAUACUGAAACCAAUUGGGCUUUAACUAGACAUAUAAGAAAUUCUGUGAGGCUGCUUAAUUCUAUUAUACAUAUAAUGAGACUUAUCUUUUGUUAUUCUAUUUAUUUUUACAGUUUUCAAAAUGAUGAUGGGAGAUGAAAUUGAACAGAGAUUACGGGAUAUCCAAAAAGAAUAUUUGAGUUUUUUGGAUGAUGAAGAAGAUCAAAAUGUAUACCACAAAAAGGUGAAAAAUAUGAUUGACGAAAAUAACCAAAGAUUAUUAAUUGACAUCAAUGAUUUGCGUAAAAAGAAUCCUAAUAGAACUCAAGCAUUAUUAACGAGUACUUUUGAAGAACAAUUUGCUUUGGAGCGUGCUCUUAAAGAAUACAUCGCAAAUAUUGAUUCUACUUUUGCUAACAACUAUGAUGAAUUUUUUGUUGCAUUUGAAGGUAGUUUUGGCAGUCGUCAUGUCACACCUAGAACAUUAAGCAGUAAGUUUUUAGGUAACCUUGUUUGUUUAGAAGGUGUUGUUACAAAAUGUUCUUUGGUUCGUCCAAAAAUGGUAAGAAGUGUACAUUUUUGUCCGGUUACUAAAAAGACAAUAGAUAGACGUUAUACAGAUAUGACAUCAACAUCGGCAUUUCCAUCUAAUUCUACAUAUCCAACACAAGAUGACGAAGGUAAUCCUUUGGAAACUGAAUAUGGUCUUUCUGUAUAUAAAGAUCAUCAGUCUCUUACAAUUCAAGAAAUGCCUGAAAAAGCACCUGCCGGACAGUUACCUCGUUAUGUUGAUGUUAUAUGUGACAAUGAUUUAGUUGAUUGUUGUAAGCCAGGGGACCGUGUCCAAAUAGUCGGAAGUUAUCGUUGUCUUCCUGCUAAACAAGGAAAUUAUACAUCUGGUAAUUUCAGAACUAUUCUUAUCGCAAACAAUGUAUCACUGUUAAGUAAAAAUGUCACAUACUCUGUUAGUAGAGAAGAUGUUUUGAAAUGUAGAAAAUUAUCAAGAAAGGAAGGGGAUGUAUUUAAUUUACUGGCUCGAUCAUUGGCACCUUCUAUUCAUGGUCAUAUUUACAUUAAAAAAGCCAUUCUCUGUCUUUUGUUAGGUGGACUCGAAAAAGUAUUACCCAAUGAAACACGUCUUCGAGGAGAUAUUAAUCUUUUAUUAAUUGGUGAUCCGAGUGUUGCUAAAUCACAAUUACUAAGAUAUGUAUUGUGUACUGCUCCAAGAGCAGUAGCUACUACUGGUAGAGGGAGUUCAGGAGUAGGUUUAACUGCUGCUGUCACUACAGAUCAAGAAACCGGUGAUCGAUGGUUAGAAGCAGGAGCUAUGGUGCUUGCUGAUAGAGGUGUUGUAUGUAUUGAUGAAUUUGAUAAAAUGUCAGACAUGGAUCGAACAGCUAUACAUGAAGUUAUGGAACAAGGCAGAGUUUCUAUUUCAAAAGCUGGAAUACACGCAAGGCUUAACGCUAGGUGUUCUGUUUUAGCAGCUGCUAACCCUGUUUAUGGUAGAUAUGAUCAGUAUAAAACUCCAAUGGAGAAUAUAGGUUUGCAAGAUUCAUUAUUGUCUCGGUUCGAUUUGUUGUUUGUCAUGUUGGAUACACCUGAUAGUGAAAAUGAUCGUUUGAUAUCUGAACACGUUGUACGAAUUCAUAGGUAUAGAGAUCCAAAAGAACAAGACGGUGAAGCAUUACCAAUGGGUUCAGGUGUGGAUAUAUUGAGCACUAGAAAUUUGGAAAUCGAUGAAAAUGACCCAUCUAAAACACGUAUGUUUGAAAAAUAUGAACCGUUACUUCACGGACCUCGAAAUAAAUCUGAGCACACAUUGAGUAGUCAAUUUAUGAAAAAAUACAUACAUAUUGCUAAGUGUGUUAAACCUGUGUUGACUGAAGAAGCAUCAAAUGUAAUAUCUGAGGAAUAUUCCAGAGUCCGUUCUCAAGAAGCUGUUGAGUCAAACACUGCUAGGACUCAGCCUGUAACUGUGAGAACUUUGGAAACGUUAAUUCGUCUUUCUACUGCUCAUGCCAAAGCUCGUUUAUCCAAAAAUGUUGAACAACAAGAUGCUCAAGCGGCCAUUGAACUUGUUCAGUUUGCUUACUUUAAAAAAGUGUUGGAGAAACCUAAAAGAAAACGUGCACAUAAUGAUGAAGAAACUGAAGAUGAACAAGAUAUCUCACCUAAAAAACCUCCUAAAAGAAAAUCAAAAAAAGACGGAGAUGACCCAUAUACAUUUGAAGAUUCAGAGGUUUUGGAUGAUACUGAACAAGAAGUUAUGGAAGUGGAAACUGAUAAUUCAAAUGUAACAAGUGGUCCACCCCCAGUAGCACAAACAUCAAUAACAUCUGACAGGUUCAAACUAUUUAAGUCGACUCUAAGUACGGUUUUUCGAAAACAGAGAUUACAGUCAUUGGAUUUUACUCGAAUGCUUACCAUGAUCAACGAAGAUCAUGUUACAAAUCCUUUCACUGAAAAUGAAGCAUAUGCAGCCAUUUACAAGAUGAUGGACGAUAAUUCUAUUAUGUUUUCCGACGGAAUUGUAUUUUUAAUUUAAUUUAAGUUAAUUUGUUUUAAAAAUGAGUAUUUAGUAUUAAGUUUAUAUUUAUAAGAUGGAAAAUUUAAAAAGAGAAAAAAUAAGUUAACAUUUAAUUUUUUAUAUUGAAAUUUUUUCAAAUUUGUGAAGAAAAUUAAUUUUCAUAAUAACGAAAAAAAGUGUUUAUUUGUCUACAAUUAUUUUUGAUGAAUUUUAAUGUAAUAUUUAUUAGUUCAUUGAUGACAAUCAUGAUAUAUUACGAUAUUAUGUAUUGUAUAUCUAAUUAAAAUAAAAGUUAAUUUGGAAAUAUUUUAUAU
Molecule: messenger RNA, 5013 nt
Organism: Cinara cedri
Lineage: Eukaryota; Metazoa; Arthropoda; Insecta; Hemiptera; Aphididae
Source: the annotation of a GenBank genome assembly